This is a messenger RNA of Nelumbo nucifera (sacred lotus), 726 nucleotides long. RefSeq lists its product as uncharacterized. Gene Ontology annotation, molecular function: DNA-binding transcription factor activity; protein dimerization activity. The record is from RefSeq and is a predicted model, not a curated record. Lineage: Eukaryota; Viridiplantae; Streptophyta; Magnoliopsida; Proteales; Nelumbonaceae. Gene Ontology annotation, biological process: regulation of DNA-templated transcription.
AUGGAUUCCAGCCACAGUAGCAACAACUGCAGUAAGCCAGCUUGGAGUCUUGACAUGGCCAUGGAUAUGAAUCCAAUCCUCAGUGAUCAGCUUCCUUGUGACUUUGUUUGUCCUAAUUACCCUUUUCAGGCGCAUCAUCAAAUACAGAAUAAUUCUAGCCAUGUAAACAGUUCGUGUUUCCUCAAUGAUCAAGUGGGAAGACAGCUGAUGAGAGAGGAACAAGAAGAGCCAGAAGAAGAGCUUGGGGCCAUGAAAGAGAUGAUGUACAAGAUUGCAGCGAUGCAGCCUGUCGACAUCGACCCAGCAACAAUUCGUAAGCCAAAGAGGCGUAACGUUCGUAUCAGCAACGACCCACAGAGUGUGGCUGCACGCCACAGAAGAGAAAGGAUAAGCGAAAGGAUACGGAUUCUCCAGAGACUUGUUCCUGGGGGAACCAAGAUGGAUACAGCCUCGAUGUUGGAUGAAGCCAUCCGCUACGUUAAGUUCUUGAAGAGACAAGUGCACCAGCUUCAAUCAAACCAGCACUCACCCCAUGUCGGAGUAAUUGCAGGAAACUUUCCGGCCGCCGGCAAUUGGCCGGUGAUUUCCAGCAAUGCUCUUGGUUCUGCCUCUUCGUCGUCUGCGGAGCCUCCUGUUGGAGCCGGAUUCACCAUUGGAGGAGGAGGAGGCGGCGGCAGCAUCCCAUGUGACACCAUGGUCUUUAACCAUGAGGUAAUCAGUGAUUAG